AUGGAGUUCGAGACCAUAAGUGUCCGACUUCAACGAUCGAACCCCACGAUUCCAUGGGGAUUUCAGCUCGGACAAGUCGGGAAUUAUGUCAUCGUCGGAAAGGUAAGAUUUUUGGCCAUUUCAGAUGGUAAUUGAGAGAGCUUUUUUUUCAGCGAUUUUAACUUCACUAUAAAAUUCCAGGUAGAACCAAACAGUAUGGCGGAAAAAGCCGGGUUAUUUUCCGAAGACAUUGUUGAGGAAGUUUUCAACAGCAAAAACGUUAAUGUGGCCGACGCUAACUCCAAAAUUGCUCAAGCACUGGAAGUGAUAAUGCUCCUCAAACGGCCUGUUGAUGAGAGGGCCCGUCCGUAUGGCCUGCCGAAGAUUGGAACGUACGAGAAAUUCGAGGAAUUCGAUAAAAGCGGACAAUUACUGAAGGAGUAUGAUAAGGUAGGAGAAUUAUAAUUUUAUUUGACAAAAGACAAGCGUAUUUUAAAACAAAAUUUAUUUCUUUUAUUUAGAAUUCAAGCGAUAUUAUCUCCUCCCACACCGCUGAUACAAAAUUCCCGACAACAGCCGUCGACUAUCAAAGAAAUGGGCAGCCCAGGCCUCAGCAAGGCGCUAAAACCCCUCCGGCUACGUUGCCAAAACCGAGGACACCAACGCCCUUGCAACAAUCAGCUAGCCAAAGCUUUGUCACCAGCGACUAUGGAACAUUGCCUCGAGAAAGCGCUCCAACUCAAAAUGUUCAAAAAUUCGUCAAAACAACGACAACGCUCAGUGGAACUCCCGACUUUGUCAACAACACAACAGUUCAGAAUUUGAGCCCCGGCGGUUUGCCGUAUAAUAGCACAACCGAGCACAGCGAAGCCAAGUCGAAUUGGAACAAGGACGAGGGAAAUGUCCACAAACAUUUCGAGAGCACACGAACCUACACAAAGACUGAGAGCUGCACGGUAAAGCCGAUUGAGCAGCAUUUUCCGCAGUUAGCGAACGGAAAACCUUUCCAUGAUCAUUGGACAUCAAGCCAGCAAGUGAAUUACAGCCAACAGCCAGCGAAUGGAAGUGUCCAACGGCAAAAUGUGGGGCAAUAUAGCCAACAGAUCCAAGGGCUUAAUCUGGAAGGUCAGCCGGCCAGUAAAACGUACGUCACUCAAAGCGAAACCAACUUCAGCCGGACAGCACCAUUGGGAGCGGUGCAGGGUCAAGUUCAAUUUCAAAAAAAUGUCCCACAGCCCAGCCAACAACCACGUCCGGCUUUUACUCAGCAUGUGUCCCAGAAAUCGGUUUACCAGCCAAGCCAGGGCUCUGUCAGUCAACCAAGGCAAGCCAGUGGACAAAGCAUUUCCCAGCAAAGCCAGCAAAAUGUUCAGAAGCCCACUGAAAGCUACAGUCGUUCCCAGGCCCAACAAGCCGUCCCUCAGCAGCCUCUCCAACAUCCACAAGUAUCUUCAGUGUAUCAUCAAGAAACUCAUCAGAGAGUAAGAUCGCCACCAAUUCACAGAACCAGCAGUCAUGAACCGCAAGUCAUCCAAAGCCAAGCAAACAUUCUCGUUAGUGAACCGGGAACCUAUGCGCAAGCCCAUGUAAACCACCCACCGAACGAGUCGAUUCGUCCGCAAGGUAUUCAUAGGACAACAAGCUAUCAACCACAAGGCUCAGUGCCGCAGAGAGCUCCUCAAGUCAUUUACAACAAGCAAUACAUCAGUCAUCAGCCGCCACCGGGAGACAAAUUUUACAGUUAUCAAACGCGUUCACCCACGCAAACAGUUGAAGUUUAUGAAUUCGAAAGUCAACAGAAUUCUGGAUAUGAUCAGAGGCAAGAACUCUAUGAGGCGUAUCAAGAUCAACCGUAUCAAAAGAAAACCGAGGAAUAUGUUGGACAGCCAGCGCAGGUGCGGCAAGCUCCACAUCAAGCUGAGGUCAGAAGGGGCCAACUUAGUACGUCGCAUGGCCAGCCUCAACAAGUGCCAACCUUUACUCAGCAAUCGCGACCACAAUUUCAGCAACAAGUUAAUGAACAGCGUGUGCAGUACGGCCAGCAAAUGCCAGCCAAAUUUCCGGUUGCGCAGCAGGAGAGCCGAUAUGCCCCUGAAACGUUACAACAGCAGUCGAGACAAACCUAUCAAACUCAGGGUCAGCUCAGUGCCCAAAACAAUGUGCGACAGCCCCCAGUUUCCCAAGGCAUUCAGCAACAAUCUGAACUCAAUAAAAAUGUUCAACGCCAGACAUCGCCAUCCACUGCAAAGGCUGCAGGAUCGCAAGGAAUUGAGCAGCGGCCAGCUCCACCUCCACACCAGAAUCUCCGACAGCCACCAGCCGUAUUGCCAAAGCCGGCUUCACCGCAACCUCAAGCUCAAGUUCAACGAAGUCAACCGUCCCAGCCAGUUGAAGCCGUUCCUGACAGCCUGCAACGCUCUGACUAUUAUGACAAUGAAACAUGGAACGGCUAUAACGGCCAUAGAGUUCCAUACGAUCCGAACCAGCAAGCUGUCGAACAGCAAACCUUCCAGCAGCAGAAAAUCGCAGAGCAUCCGCAGAAAUUAGCACCAAAGCCAAGCGGAAUAGAUCCAAGAAUGAUUACCUCAGACACUACCGGCUACAACAGUGCCUAUGUUGAGGGCCAGCCCGAGCAAAGAGAUAGCCGGUAUUCGGCGCACAGAAGGUUGCUGACGGAGAAUAAAGGACCUGUUACUCGAUUCGUUCAAAGUCCGUUUGGCACAUGGGUGGAUGAAGCGACGGCAGAGUCAUUGGGAAUCAACUACAAUACAAAUCCUAGGACAAGAUCGGGUAGGGGAAAAACAAAAAUAGAGAAAGCUUUUUUACACAAAGCAAUUUCGGUCUAAUUCUAAAGACAAUGUAUCGUAUGUUUGCAGCCUUGUCUUACUCACCUGUCCGGUGGUUUGUUGAUUCAACAACGAACAUGAUCAGUGAGCCUCCAAGAUCCUUCUACUCACCGCCCCCAACUCAAGAGUUUGUUCAGCAGCGCCGCCAAGCCUUCAGUCAAUCACCUAUAAGAUAUCGGCCAGGUCCCGGAUACAGAGAGCGAAAUGGACUGGCUUAUAUUCCCAAAACAGCAAAUCCAAGUCAAUUCCAACAAGGAUAUGGUAAGAAAUUUUUCUUCAAAUCUAUAAUUACGUGUUUCAGCAGGUCCAGGCUUCCAGCCAAAUGUUAGGGCCAUUCCCAGGCAAGCUGGCAGUCAUUUUCGGGCAUCCGGCAAUGUUAAAACCGUACAGUUUGUAGAGCCGGAAGAAGCCCAGCUCGAAACCGAUGCAAACGUUGCGCACUUGCAAUAUAACUCUCCGUUAAACUUGUACUCCCCAGCAUCGGCCGCUGAAGCCUAUAAGCAGCAGAUUGGGAAGGAACCUCCCGGAGUUCAGUAAGUAAUUCAUUCAGAGAUUGAAAUUCUGUCCGCUUAGGGCAUCUCAGCCUUCCCAGCCAUCCUAUUUAACCUCCCCGACGCUGCAAUUGAUCGCUGAAGAAGAAGCUGGCGUUCAGCGGCGGCCGGCAGCGCCUCAACAAAGUGCUAGCUUUAAGAGGAUAGCUCAAGGAGUUGGGCAGCCAUUGUAA
Molecule: messenger RNA, 3549 nt
Organism: Bursaphelenchus xylophilus (pine wood nematode)
Lineage: Eukaryota; Metazoa; Nematoda; Chromadorea; Rhabditida; Aphelenchoididae
Source: the annotation of a GenBank genome assembly